Nymphalis io (European peacock) is the source of this 1966-nucleotide messenger RNA. Its product is annotated as zinc finger protein 485-like. The record is from RefSeq and is a predicted model, not a curated record. Lineage: Eukaryota; Metazoa; Arthropoda; Insecta; Lepidoptera; Nymphalidae. The transcript has 13 exons. Gene Ontology annotation, molecular function: DNA-binding transcription factor activity; RNA polymerase II cis-regulatory region sequence-specific DNA binding. Gene Ontology annotation, biological process: regulation of transcription by RNA polymerase II. Bases 91 to 1827 code for a protein of 578 amino acids.
AAAACAGAUUUUGCUUUCGAAAAAUGUAUAUAUUUUGAAUUAAAAACGGAUUAAAUAUAUACUAAAUUAAUUUAUUAUAAUUUAAUCAAUAUGGAGAUUGGAAAAGUGAAUAAAACACAGUAUUGUUUGGGUUGUUUGUGCCGAAACGAUGAAUUUAAUUUACAGUGCUAUAAAUUUCGUAGUGAAUUCUUUAAAGGUCUAUUCCAGGUGGAAUGUGUUCAUCUCUGCUUUAUUUGUAAAUGCUUAAUUCAAAAAUCGGAGCAAUUCAUCCAGAAUGUCCAGAGUAAUCAGAUAUUCAUGGCGAAUUGGAAUGUUGCAGAUUCAACAAUCCAAAUGGCAAGGACAGAAUUCACACCAUCAACCACACUCUCAAUGGUACACUUAGAUUCAUUAGAACUGAGUGACAAUAAGAAAGACAUUGACGAACCAAUAUUUGUCACUUACAGUAGAUGUAAAAGUAAAGAUAUCAAAAUUAAAUUAGAGUUAAAGGAAGAAGCGGAGGAUCACUUGGAAGGGGAGUUUAUUGAUGAUAACGACUUUCAAGAAUCAUAUCUAAAAGGUGAAGAUGAUUUCCCCCUAAAAACAUUAAUAAAAGCCGAAAGUGCUGAACUAUUGGAUGAUAUAAGUCUUAAGCAACUUGGAAAAACAUUAAAGAGGAGUAAAGUUAAAAAGAGAAGCGAGAAAUCUGAAGAUGAAAUAGAAAAUAUAGAUAACAUAAUUAAUGUUAUACAUAUAACAAGAGAACAAUGUUUGAGAGAACGCAGUAAGAUGACCAAAGAUCCGAAGUAUAUAAAUUCUGUAUAUAAAUGCGAAGAUUGUAUAAAGGGGUUCACUUUUAAAGAAUCAUUUGAAAAACAUUUGGAGAAACAUGAUAAGGCGAUCGGCGAAUACGAAUGUGACAUCUGUAAACAGAGGAUGGGCACCAUGGACAAACUCUUGAGUCAUCAGAGAUACCAUAAAGUACGUUACAAAUGCAGCGAAUGUGACCUCACCAGAAUCAGUCGCCUAACGAUAAAGGAUCAUUACACAGCGUUUCAUCUCCAAGACACCUUCCAGUACAGAUGUUCGCAUUGCAACAAAUUAUUUAAACGUCAAGUGUCACUGAGGAAGCACGUAGCGUACGCACACGUAAGACAAAAGCGGGCGAAGUGUAAGUACUGUCAGAAGACAUACGCCAACAAGGAAGUGUUGAAAUCACAUAUGAUUGGGAAGCACUCUACAGAGGUAACGUCAGGAGAAGUCUCGUUCAAGAAGCACGUGUGUCAAGAUUGCGGUACGGCUUUCAAAGCGCCCUCGCAGCUCAAGAAUCAUAUGAUCAAGCACUCGUUAAGCAGAAAUUAUUAUUGCGUCGAGUGUGACAGGAGCUUCAAGUCAAAUAACGCUUUGAAACAACAUUUAAAAGUAGCUGCGCCACAUAUCAACUAUAUGGAGCUACCUUUUCAUUGUGAUCACUGCGACAAGCGGUUCGGCGUGCGGAGGGACUUGGAACGCCACACGAAUAGAGUACAUCUUAAUAUUAAACCUUAUCAGUGUGAUAAAUGUGAUAAGGCGUACGUGAACGGAUGGUCGCUGACGGAACACAAGCGGUUCACACACGAAGGUCACAAGAGGCCGUUGAAAUUUCCAUGUCCUUUGUGCGAUAAAGUUUUCGAUCGCAACGCGACCCGCAAAGCUCACAUACGCACUCACACGGGUGAGCGUCCGUACUCCUGCAAGAAAUGUCCCGCGCAGUUCAGUCAGGCCAGUGUUCUUGGAACACACGUCAAACUCGUACACCUCAAGUUGACAAGAGACGGACGACCUAAAGCUCCACUUGCCGUCAAAUAAAUAUAAAAAAAAGUAUAUAAGAAUAAAACCUUUUUGCGUCUGAACUUUUUCUUUGUCACGUCACAUUUUAGGAACGUGGCAUUCGUAUUUUAAUUUGGAAUUUUAUUAUCAAGCAAAAUGUGUCACUUUUUUUAUAUCU